GGCAUAGUGACGUAGUUAAACAAAUGGUAGUUGAACGUUUAAUCGGUUCGGUUUACUGGUGAAACAUACCAUACAGUGCCAUACAGUGUUUUUGUCAAUAAUGCCAACAAUAAGAAUCAGAUCGACGACAAUGUAUCUUGAAUAUUCCAUGGAACAGACGAGAUUUCUUUGAGAAGCUUUCGCAUGGACAAAUGGCUCCAAGAUAGGAAGCUUUGGCUUUUCGGUAGCACACUACCUUUGCUACCAAGGAGGUCACGCGCGCCGAGCAAGGCGAUGGAACGAUACGAACGACUAGCGCGUCUUGGAGAGGGUAGUUAUGGUGUAGUCUUCCAGUGUAGAGAUCGGCAAACUGGAAAAUUGGUAGCUGUAAAAAAAUUCCAACAAACAGAAGAUGAUCCUCUUAUACGCAAAAUUGCCCUACGUGAAAUAAGACUCCUUAAGAAUCUUAAACAUCCAAAUCUGGUCAAUCUUCUGGAGGUCUUCAGGCGGAAACGGAAAUUACACCUAGUCUUUGAAUAUUGCGAGUAUACGUUAUUAAAUGAGAUGGAGAGAUAUCCGAGUGGGUGUCCGGAAAUCACUACAAAACAGCUCACAUGGCAAAUACUGCAGGGCAUCGCAUAUUGCCAUCGAUUGGGUUGCGUUCAUAGAGAUGUAAAGCCGGAAAACAUUUUAAUCACAGGCGAUGGCGUGGUAAAAUUAUGCGACUUCGGUUUCGCUCGAAUGCUCAGUCCUGGUGAAAAUUACACAGAAUAUGUCGCAACUAGAUGGUACAGAGCACCUGAGUUAUUGGUCGGAGAUACUCAAUACGGUACACCAGUCGAUGUAUGGGCAAUCGGUUGUGUUUUCGCAGAAUUAAUACGUGGAGAAGCACUAUGGCCAGGAAAAUCAGAUGUGGAUCAAUUAUACUUAAUUCGAAGAACUAUCGGUGACUUAUUACCAAGACAUCUAGCUAUUUUUCAGCAAAACGAAUUUUUCGCUGGUAUAAUUUUACCAACACCUCAAACUCUUAUUCCUCUCGAAAUUGUUCUACCAAAGAGAGGCAAUACAAUUUUACAACUUGACUUUCUCAAAAAGUGCUUGGAUAAAGAUCCUGAUGAAAGAUGGUCCUGUGAACAACUUUUACAACAUCUUUAUUUUGAGAAUUUUCAUUUCAAAAUGCCUGAAGCGGAAAUGGAGGAAUUUGAAAAACUUAAAAAAAAUCGGGAUCGAUCACAAAAUAGUAAUAGCAAUGAAAUGGUAUUACCACAACUUCCUAAGGCUGGUGCUUCGGUACACAGUCAAAAUGAAAAUCGGCCGAAAAGCUCCUCCAUGAAUUAUCAACAGAAUUUUGAUCACCUGCCUACUAUUAAAAGGUUCUAAUUAAGCUCCUCUGUGAUUGUAAUAUAUUUAUAUGUAUAUAUAUACAUAUAUAUUUAUUUAUCUAUUUAUUUAAACUUUAUAAACUUUCAUUAUAAAUUAAUAAUUGU
This is a messenger RNA of Apis dorsata (giant honeybee), 1466 nucleotides long. RefSeq names its product cyclin-dependent kinase-like 4. The record is from RefSeq and is a predicted model, not a curated record. Gene Ontology annotation, molecular function: cyclin-dependent protein serine/threonine kinase activity; ATP binding. The coding region runs from base 184 to 1359 and encodes 391 amino acids. The transcript has 6 exons. Gene Ontology annotation, biological process: protein phosphorylation. Gene Ontology annotation, cellular component: nucleus. Lineage: Eukaryota; Metazoa; Arthropoda; Insecta; Hymenoptera; Apidae.